AUGUUUUUAUCGAUAUAUACUAAUCAAAUAUCGUCUACAUUAAAAGAUCCAUUUGAAUAUUUUCAAAAACUUACACGAGAUACACAAAUUUAUCCGCAAUGUGAUCUUAUACCACCAUUUAAAACUCAAUUGGAUUCAUCAUUUUUUGAUAAUGAUUUAAGACAAUGGCAACGAAAAAAAAAUCCCCCACCUAUACAUCGCACACUCGAAGCGUUUGUUCAAUUAGAUACAUUAAGGCAGAGUACUUAUUUCAGUCAUAUUCUUCAAGGCAAUAGUCAAGCAAAAGUACCAGGAAUUCUCUACUUUUAUCUUUCUGCUGCUGCACAAUUACAUACUCUCAAACAAUUAAGUCUUAUCAAUGGAAAAUCACUUGAUACUGUUCAAACAGUACGUUAUGCAUUUGAUUCAAAUGAAGUAUUUCGUGUACCAUGGUAUAAAAUCGGUGGUAGUUUUAUGAAUUUUGAACGACCAUUUAGUAUCUAUGCAUUUUCAACUGAAUCUCCUCUACAUUUAUCAAUAAUUGAUUCGGGUGUUGGUUCAUUUUCGAAAAAUGAUUACACAUUAAGAUUUUUUGAACAUUUUAAUACUGUUUAUAAUAAUCCACUUAAAACAUUUCGUAAUUAUGAUGAAUAUUUUAAUGCAUUAAUACAAACAUGGUCUACACGUACUAGAUCUGAUCAAGAUGAUUUAGCUGAUUGGGGAAAAGAAACAAAAGAAUAUAAUGAUCUUUUACAAUACAAAAAUUAUUUUCCAUUACCCUAUCGAUCCGUACCAAAACCUGAUCGAACAGAUAUGACUGAUAAACAAUCAGAAUUUAAUCCUGUUUUUCCAUAUGCUGAUCUUGUUUAUGAUUAUUAUCGUGAUCCAAAUUAUUAUCGAUAUGCUCGAGGAUGGUUUCUUAAUUAUACACAAGCGGAAUCAAAUCAAUAUAUGUUAAAUUAUGGGAUUUUACCUGAUCGUAUACAACGAAAUGUUCUUUUACCUAUGUUUGAACAAAAUCGUUGGACUGGACCUUAUAUAUACUGUCCAUUAAAUUCGAAUGAAUGGCUCGUUUCGUCUAUUCAACCGAUAUGGGCAACAAAUCAUUUUAAUUAUAAAAACUCAAUUGCUUUUCAAAAUAAUCGACGAUAUAAUUAUGCUGGUGUAACAAAUGUAGAACUUGCUUAUACACAACUUGAUGUUAAUCAAUGUCCAGGAAAUCAUCUACGAAAUGUAUAUGCUAAUUCAGCUGCAUGUGAUCGUAAUGCUUUUUGUGACCCAAUUGCUGGAUUUAAUUUACAAAGUGGUGGUUAUCAAUGUUCAUGUCAUCCAAAUUUUCGUUAUCCAUCAAAUGUACGUACACCGUAUCGACCUGCAUUUGAUAAAUAUUCAUCAAAAUCUGUACCAAUUUGCCAACCAGUUCGUCUUUUAACACAAUAUCCAACAUGGCAAGUUGAACAAACUAAACAUUAUCAAUAUCGUCGUUCAGUACCUCGACCAAAUCUAUUUGAAAAACUUCGUUCAUUAAUAUUCAAUCGCCCAUCAACAUGUCCACCAUGGUCACAUAUUGCGAUGUUACCAGUUGAACAAAAUGAUGAUGAUAAUAUACGUUUUGUAAAUGAUUUAACUCGUCAUGUCGAUCGUAUUGCGCGUCCAUUUACAUUACAAGCUGUACGACUUGCACAUUUAUUUUCCAGUUAUUUAGCAUUGUAUCGACCUGAUCGUGAUCCUGCUAAUGAUGGUUUUCUUGAUCGUCGAUCAGAUCCACCGUUAACUGAGCAAUGGCUUGAAUCAGAAAUAAUGAGUACAGGUUUAGCAUAUACACAAUUAUUAGAAGUUGGAAUAUAUUUAAAUGGUACGGAAUAUGAACGACAAAAUCCAUUUCAACAACGUGGUGAGCCAUUAGAAGGGCAAAAUGAAUUUGGUUAUCGAACAAGUGUAUUUCAACAUAUGAAUUAUGGUUUAGCAUUUAUUCGUUUUGAUAAUGAUGAUGAAAAAUAUAUUUUAAAUCGAACAUUAGAUGGAAGUUACUUAAAUGAAGGUGGAUGGUAUGAUAAAGCGUUACAAAUGAGAGCUAAUAUAGAAAAACAACGAUAUAGUGUAUCAAUGACUAUGCGAAGAGAUAUACUUGGAACACAAUUAAUUAAAUUACCUACUUUAUUAUAUGAUGCACCAACAACUGGUGUUUGGUUUGGUCCUUAUCAUGAUUGUUCAUUUCCUAAUCCAUCAUCGAAAAGUAUGGUUCGCUGGCGUUAUUCAGUACCAAUAUUUAAAGAAAUUACUCGUUUACCAGUUGGUUUUGUAUCCAUUGUAUUCGGAUCUGAUCUUCGUUGGUAUUCAAUAAAUCCGUGUGAUGAUACAAUUGGUGUGAAUGUUUAUAAUCCAUUUCAAAGUUUACAUAAAUGUCAUCGUGAAACAACUGAAUGUCAACAACAAACAAUACCUGAAGAAGAAACAGGUUUUGAUUUAGCUAGUUAUCGAUGUGUAUGUAAAACUGGUCAUGAAUAUCCAUUUGGUUCAAUGAAAAAUUAUUUCGAAGGUGCUAUUAUUGAACGUGAAUAUGCUAAAAUGUUACGUGGAGAAAUAAAUGCCUAUGAAAAUAUGCAAUGUCGUUCAAUUGAUCAACAAUUAGAACCAAGAUAUUAUAUGUCAGAUAGUAUGGAAUCACAUUCAACUAUUGAAAUUGUCCCGUUAUCGCCUGAACAUCGUCAGGGAAUAACUAAUUUACUGAUGGGUUCAUUUUUUUUACAAGAACCAUUGAAUGCAAUGCUUCAAUUUGAAAUACCACAUGAACCAAUGGCAUGGGUUGAUCAUAUUGUUGAUGGAUCGAUUCGUGAUCAAUGUUCAUUUGUUGCUAUUGAUACAACAACUCCUUAUAAAAAUAUUGUUGGUGUUAUACUUAAUGGUAUUUCAGAUCGUACACAAAAACAAGACGAAUUUGUUAUUCCAUCUGAAAAAUUAAAUUUUAUUUUUUCAUUAAUUGAUAAAGUAUCAGAUGGUCAUGAUCUAUUUGAAUUAUAUAAAACUGAUCGUCUUUUUCAUUGUGAUGUUAUUAAUAUUGAUGAAAACCAACGUGGUCAUAAUUUAAGUGUUCGUUUAAUAACGACUUCUCUUAAUAAAGCACGACAAUUAGGUAUUAAAGGUGCAUUUGUUGUUUGUACAAGUUUAUUUUCAAGAAAAGCUUUUCUACGUCAAGGUUUCGAAGUUGUUAAUGAAAUUCUAUAUUCUGAACAUGGAAAUGGACGUCUAACUGAUAUGGGUAUACAUGAUCGAUGUACUUUAUUAGGAACAAAAUUGUGA
Molecule: messenger RNA, 3279 nt
Organism: Adineta steineri
Lineage: Eukaryota; Metazoa; Rotifera; Eurotatoria; Adinetida; Adinetidae
Source: the annotation of a GenBank genome assembly